AGGCUUGCUUCAUACUGUACUCUUUAGUUUGAAUUCGGGACCAGAACGAGUGUGCAUUGUUGAUAUGCUUCCUCUUUUACGCUCUACGAAAGCACUUAAACCUCAACGAUGUCUAGCAGUAUCUCCAAAGCGGUUCUCGCAUAGCAUCUCGGACCACUGUGAUAUCGUCAUCGUGGGAGGAGGCCCAGCUGGCCUUGCGCUUGCAACAGCACUUGAUCUCUGUAUACAGGCUCGUGUCGAAAUAUCCAAGCAUCACUGCGCGUGGUUUUGGUAGAAGCAAGUGACUUGUCCAAAGUGAAGCAAUGGUCAUUACCUGAAGGUUAUUCCAACCGUGUUAGUUCAAUUACGAACGCGUCUCGAGGUUUCUUGCAAGAUAUUGGAGCAUGGCCAAUGGUAGAAGUGAGUCGAACUGGGCCAGUAGAGGAGAUUCAGGUAUGGGACGGUGUCUCGGACGCGCGAAUCACUUUCUCUGCUUCAGAAAUGCUUCCUGCUCAGUCAACUGUGGAACUAUCACGACUCACGGAGAACCUAAACUUGCAAAGGGCCCUUCUACACAGGCUUUCCUCCCUUGGCGCUGUGGAACUUGUAGAUCGCGUUAAGGUCCAAUCCAUUAUUCAGGAAAAUACUGAAGGGUCUACUUGGCCGCUCGUGCAUCUUUCUGACGGCCGAGUUAUUCGCACUCGACUUCUUGUCGGUGCCGAUGGUCCCAAUUCUCCUGUGCGUACAUACGCAGGAAUCAAAUCCUAUGGUUGGGCCUACGAUACCCACGCCAUUGUCGGAACACUUUACCAUGCACCUCGUGGUCCAUAUUCAUCUCCCAACACAACAGCCUAUCAGCGUUUUCUCCCUACUGGCCCUAUAGCAUUCCUCCCGCUGUCUGAAACAGCGUCUUCCUUGGUGUGGUCAACGAAACCACCCCUUGCCGCUGCCCUUAAAGCUGUUGAUCCGUCGGUCCUAGCUGCGAUGAUCAACGCAGCCUUCCGUUUACCCGAAGUCUCAAUGCGUUAUUUGCAUUCUCGUAUUGUAGAAGCUCAAGAAAGGGGUUCUCCAAUCACUCUCGACGAAUUGCGCGAAGAGAUUGCUUUCCGCGAGAGAUCGCAUGCAAUCGAUUCUCAUUCAGCCUAUUCAUCUCUUGUGGUCCAACAAGAUACAUCUGGCAUCCCACCGGAAGGCGCUGAUGGCCUACCCCCUCUUGUCACGUCCAUUCAACCUGGUACUAUUGCAUCCUUCCCACUUCGAUUCUCUCAUGCCGAAUCCUACAUUGGCGAAGGAGCAGGAGCUCGUACUGUGCUUGUCGGAGAUGCUGCACAUACUACUCACCCUCUUGCCGGCCAAGGUUUAAACAUGGGAUUGGCUGACGUUCGGGCUCUUGCUGAUUGUAUUAGCCAGGCAGUUUCUCGCGGACUUGAUUUAGGUUCUUACACCGCUCUACUGCCUUAUUCUCGCAAUCGUUACCUAGAGAAUCACAAGAUGCUUGCAGCAGUGGACAAACUACACAAGUUGUACUCUACCACUGCCGAGCCUGUCGUCUGGGCACGUUCAGUAGGGUUAGAAGUGAUCAACGAAUUGGACACAAUCAAGACGGCUCUAAUGAUGUCAGCGGGAAGUCGCACACAGACAAACGCGGGCCAGUUAAGCUGGGGACUUGCUGCGAAAGGCGUUGAAAGUGUCGCAAGAAGCAUCGGUUCUGCUCGAUCGUUUGGGGAGGGUAUUGCUGGAAUGGCUAGUGCAGGGCUUCAGCAGCUGGCUAGACAAAUCACGAACCCUAGGCAAUAGAAAUAGGCUUUUUUUCGUGCCGGUUAGUUAGUGCUAUGCGAAUACAGAUUUAGAAGCUGCCCUGCCAGGCGAAUGUACUAUGCAGUCCGAUUUGUACGCUACGAGAAUUGGGCUGGCAUCCGGUGAGG
Molecule: messenger RNA, 1904 nt
Organism: Somion occarium
Lineage: Eukaryota; Fungi; Basidiomycota; Agaricomycetes; Polyporales; Cerrenaceae
Source: the annotation of a GenBank genome assembly